AGAAGGCCUAUAAACGAAGUUCGCAUUUAACGCUGAGCUACAGUUUUCAACAGCGCUUACUGGGUAGAUCGGUCCCUCCGCUAAAAUGGCAAAUACUGCUUUGUUAAUUUUCGUUUUUGUUACCUGUAUCUUUUCAGCAAUUGCGGUCCCCUGUACCACGUCACUGGACUGUCACGACCCUGACGGCCGCACGCUGUGCCAAGCCUGGACAGGGAAGUGCAUUAAAAAUGUCCCUUGUAACAAAAAUGGGGACUGCUAUUUUUAUGCUGAGAAUGACGUCACGUACCUGGGGGCUGUACACCAGUGUUUUAAAGACGACAGCUCAUCCGUAAACAGACCUGAGGGUUACGGCACCUGUAUGAUUAACGCCAUGAUGGGUAAGGGCCACGAAAAGCUCCCCGGUCCUGAGAAGUACUUCCCCCAGCGUGCGCCAGUGACCAGGUACCGUGGAGCGCUAGGACGCUCUAGUUAUGGGAGCUUUCCCCAGCCAGAGGCAAUGCGUGUAUCCGAACGGCGACCGCCUCCCGAAUUUCUCUCCGCUACUCCGCUGAAUUUGGGCAGCUCGUGAAAAUUAUACGUUUAAAUAUGCUGUUUUAUCAUUAAUAUUUUGAUUCUGAUAAUAAAGAAACUGUUAUAAAUAC
This is a messenger RNA of Lingula anatina, 641 nucleotides long. RefSeq lists its product as uncharacterized. Lineage: Eukaryota; Metazoa; Brachiopoda; Lingulata; Lingulida; Lingulidae. The record is from RefSeq and is a predicted model, not a curated record.